UCAUUCCUAGAUGGCAUACGGCCGACUCAGGUUACACUGUAUGUUAGUGACUACACUGGUUGGUCCCUUUACACAAGUGAAUUGUUGCACAGGUAAAAACAUGUCUACAAAGGUCGCUGUAGUCACCGGAGCCAACAAAGGCGUCGGACUGGCCAUAGUGAAAGGACUUUGUAAAGCAGGCUACAGUGGAGAUGUUCUCCUCACUGCUCGCAAUGAAGCGCUGGGAAAGGAGUCACUAGAGCUGGUGAAAGCCGAGGGUUUCCAAAAUGUCGUCUUCCAUCGACUCGAUAUCUGCGACCAAAGCAGCUGCCUGGCGCUCGGAAAGUUUUUGAAGGAGAAAUACGGAGGCCUGGAUGUGCUCAUCAACAACGCGGGAAUCGCUUACAAAGAGAAUGCCACUGAGCCUUUCGGGGAACAGGCUGAAGUCACCAUGCGCACCAACUUUUGGGGAACACUGUGGGUGUGCCAUGCUCUGUUCCCUCUGCUGAGACGCAAUGCUCGUGUGGUCAAUGUGUCCAGUUUCGUCAGCAAGCGGUCUCUGGAUAAGUGUAGCCCAGAACUUCAGGCAAAGUUCAGAAAAACAGACUUGCCUGAGGAGGACCUCUGCUUAUUGAUGGGGGAGUUUGUUACUGCUGCACAGAGUGGAGCUCAUGAGGCUCAGGGCUGGCCGAACACUGCUUAUGGUACCAGCAAGAUUGGUGUGACUGUUCUUUCAAGGAUCCAGGCACGGGUUCUUGAUGAAACCAGACCCAAUGAUGGCAUUCUCCUCAAUGCCUGUUGCCCAGGCUGGGUUAGAACAGAUAUGGCUGGUUCAAAUGCCCCCAAGAGCACAGAAGAAGGAGCGGAAACUCCGGUGUACCUGGCAUUGUUACCAGAUGGAGCCAAGGAGCCACAUGGACAAUUAGUUUGGGACAAAACAGUGCAGGAAUGGUAGAGGGAAAAUAGAAAAUUAGUAUAAUGAUGUAAUCUGGAUAAAAUGAACUAAAAAAUAUUUUUCCUACAGAUGUAUGUUUGACAAUAAAAUGGUCAGAUGGAA
Hemibagrus wyckioides is the source of this 1036-nucleotide messenger RNA. RefSeq names its product carbonyl reductase 1-like (gene cbr1l). NCBI's taxonomy places the organism in Eukaryota, Metazoa, Chordata, Actinopteri, Siluriformes, Bagridae. The transcript is spliced from 4 exons. The record is from RefSeq and is a predicted model, not a curated record. Gene Ontology annotation, molecular function: carbonyl reductase (NADPH) activity. The coding region runs from base 11 to 934 and encodes 307 amino acids.